Molecule: messenger RNA, 447 nt
Organism: Ceutorhynchus assimilis (cabbage seed weevil)
Lineage: Eukaryota; Metazoa; Arthropoda; Insecta; Coleoptera; Curculionidae
Source: the annotation of a GenBank genome assembly
AUGAUAGGAUUUGAAACUACAGAACGAAGUAAACAUCAAGAAGUGUCCGUUAAACUUCAACAGCGUCAGGAUGAUAACGUUCUUAAACUAAAGGAAACUUUUCAAAACACAACAAAUGCAUUCCAUUGCAACAGCGAUGAGCUCAUUCACAUUCUAACUCAGCGAGUCUUUCCACAGGAAGUAAAGGUGUCUUUAGAUAAUAUUGCACAAGUUGGACAAGAUCUGUAUAAUGCAUUCUUAGAACAACGAGUUUAUACCAACAAUAUUCCGUUCUGGGACCCUUUAAAAAAGAAUUUGAUCACAACGUGUAAAACAGCAGUGAAAAAGGUUAAAAUUACCCUCAAAGAAAAAACUGUAGCCAUAAAGACGGAUUUAUCUCUUAUAUCAAGACUGAUGAUAGUAUCUAGAAGUAGACCUGACAUUGAAUUGAGACACUACGAGUUUUGA